Messenger RNA from Physella acuta, 1739 nucleotides. RefSeq lists its product as uncharacterized. Lineage: Eukaryota; Metazoa; Mollusca; Gastropoda; Physidae. The record is from RefSeq and is a predicted model, not a curated record.
CUUGAGUUGAUCUUUGAAGUUCUGCUAUAUUUUAUAGUUCAGUUCGACAAGCAUUUCGAAAAUCACCAUAUCCACGUCUCCUAGGUCACGUGUCAAUCACCAACAUCAUGCUGUAUCUUGUAAAGGCAGCUCCACCACCACAAAUGACCAACUAAAACUCUGAUGACAAUUCUGGAACCAUCAUGUUGGACAGGUCUACCGUUAAGUUGAUCAAGUCCGUUAUAAGGAAAAUGGCCUUCGUGACGAUUGUGGUUGGGGUGUGUGCAUUAAUGCUGGUAUUGCACUUAGCUGCACUCGACGUCGGCAGACGAGAGGAUUGGGGGAGGCAGAAGGCGGGAAACUAUUUCAAGAUGAGGCGCAACUAUAAAGGAGCUUUAGAGCUGCUGAUCAACUAUAGUACAAGGUUUGGGGACGGGACAGUGAGGGCGUCCCCUGACAAGAUCCACUCGGUACAGUUAUGGUAUGAGGCGGCCGCCAUGAUUAAAUGGUACAUUAGCCCAACUGAAGACGAAUAUUUAUGCAAGAUUUUGGGUAAUUUCGACAACUGGGUGUUUUGUAAAGACAAGAAUUUGGAAAUAAAAGCGCCCUGUCUUGUGUAUUCAUUUGGGGUACGAAAUAAUUUCCAGUUUGAAGACAGUUUUGGAAGGUUGGGAUGUGAUGUGAGAUCUUUUGACCCCAGCACAAAUAUGACGGACCACACCCACAACAAGACCGUGAAGUUCUACGACCUGGGGGUGGGGCCACUGAACACCAACGUCUUCAUGCCGACCAGAAGAGGAGCAGGCGUGAAUCAGACGGACAAGGGGGACGGGCCGUGGAAGUUGAGAACCUUAAAGUCAAUCAUGGAGAUGCUAAGGCAACAGAAUAAAAUUCUGGACGUGGUGAAAAUUGACAUCAAGUCCAACCUGUGGGUGGUGCUAGACAACAUCCUGGAGACAGGGGCGUGGCGCCAGAUUCGUCACCUGCUGCUGGGGUUCAACCUCUACCCCACCCACCCACACAAAGAGGAUUACGUCAUCUUUUACAGGACAUUAACCAAGCUACGAGAACGUGGCUUCGUUGAAUACUUUGGUCAAACCGAUGACGCACUGUCCACACAAGGCGACCAUUUCACCGUCAAAGGUCGUACGUCGUUCUACAACUUCAACUUGCUGCUGGGGGAUUGAGGCUUGACGCUGGUGUGGCUGAGGAAGUGUGGCUAUGUGGUUGUUUUUUUGUGGAUGUUGUGAUGGCUGAGGAAGUGUGGCUAUGUGGUUGUUAUUUGUGUGGAUGUUGUGAUGGCUGAGGAAGUGUGGCUAUGUGGUUGUUAUUUGUGUGGAUGUUGUGAUGGCUGAGGAAGUGUGGCUAUAGGGUUGUUAUUUGUGUGGAUGUUGUGAUGGCUGGGGAAGAAUGGUUAUGUGGUUGUAAUUUGUGUGGAUGUUGUUAUGGUUGAGAACGUGUGGCUAUGUGGUUGUUUGUGUGGAUGUGGUUAUGGUUUAGGAAAUGUGGUUAUGUGGUUGUUAUUUGUGUGAUCGUAGCAGAGCAAGUGUGUUAGCUUUGGUUAAGUUGUAAGAUUUAUUUAGUUAGGUUGUAGAUAAUGUUUUGCUAACUGUGCAAUGUUUUCAUUGCAUGUGAGUAACGGUGGAACAAAGUAUAGGCGAAUAAAAUUAAAAUUGUUGCCAUUUCUUUGAGACGAGUCUAAUCUGUCUGUGGCUGGAUUGUGUUGUGCUGUUUGGAUGUAGAGAAGUUUAUUUUUUAAU